Messenger RNA from Impatiens glandulifera, 2718 nucleotides. RefSeq lists its product as uncharacterized. Bases 266 to 2434 code for a protein of 722 amino acids. NCBI's taxonomy places the organism in Eukaryota, Viridiplantae, Streptophyta, Magnoliopsida, Ericales, Balsaminaceae. The record is from RefSeq and is a predicted model, not a curated record. The transcript has 4 exons.
AUCUUAAAUAUUAUAAAUUACUCUUUCAUUCUCGGCGAUGACGAUUUUGAUUAUCGGAUAAACAUUAAUCUUAAAAACCCAUUCAAAUUCCCAUCUUUGUCGGGGGAGAUUUCAAUAAUCUAGCGAAAUCCAGGAAUCAUACGUACUCACUUGCGAUUAUCUGUUUGUUUGUUCUAUUUUACCCUAUUUAUAGUUUUAUACAGACAGACAGACGUUGACUGUGGAUCAUUCGGAUUUUGAUAUCUAAUCUGGGUUUCAAUUCGGAAUGGUUGCUGGGAUGAUGAAGAAGUGGAGGCCAUGGCCGCCGAUAUCAUGCAAGAAGGUCGAAGCGAAGAUCAUCGUUAAUCAAAUGGAGGGUUUCUGUGUUUCAGAUAAGAAAAUGGAUCAGGAUUUGACUGCUAAUCGUCGUCUAUCUGUGGAGGUUAGAUGGAAAGGAUCGAAAGGAAAUGCUCUCAGAGCGCUGAGGAGGAGUGUUAGGAGGAACUUUACAAAGGAGGAGGCUUUGAGUGAAGACGGAACUGUCAAAUGGAAUGAAGAGUUCAUCAGUGCCUGUAACUUUUUAGGUCAAAAAGAAGAAGGAUCAUUUCAUCCAUGGGAGGUCGCUUUCACCGUUUUCAAAGGCUGUAAUGGAGGAGGAAGAGGGUCGAAGAAUAAGGUUGAAAUUGUCGCAAAUGCAUCUUUUAACCUUGCUGAAUUUGCUCCUCAAACAGAGCUCGAUAUUAAGAUCCCUCUUACAGUCUCAUCCAGCAGCAUGGUUGGCUGUAAUCCCAUUCUCUGCGUGAGUUUGUCGCUCAAUCUUUUGGAAUUAAGAGCUGCCUCUUCUUUGGAAGUUCCACCUAAUACGAUAAUGCCUGUUCCUUUUUCGCCCUCCUCUGAUGAAGCUUUACCUGCGCGAAAGCCCGAGUCUUCUGCUUUUAAAGUGGGGAUGAUGAAGAAGGUAAAGAUCUUCACAUGUUAUGGUGAAGAUGGCAGUGUCCAAAAUGAUGAUGACGAUAAUGAGAUCGUUGACCCAUUCGAUACAGAAUCUUUGGACAAUGAUCAAGAGGAUGAGGUAGCAAACGACAACUCUAACCUUCAGAUAGCAUCCAAUUGCAGACCAUUGGCGUAUAAGAACGUGGCAGAAGAUUUGUUUUAUUCAAACGCAAGCCACGUGGCUGCAGACUUGGUUUACUAUAGCAACCGCAGAUCUGAAACUGUUAGUACAAGUGUGAAUGAGUCUUUGUGGAUGAUUCCCAGGCGCAGACUUCUCCUUUGGAGAAAGAGAAAAUUAAGCUUCAAAUCGCCUGCAAUUGAAGGGGAGCCUUUGCUGAAAAAGCAAUUUGCAGAAGAGGGUGGCGACGACAUUGAUUUUGACCGUCGACAACUCACUUCCUCCCAUGAAUCAUCUUUCAUGCCUGAUGGAUUGCCCCACAACGAAUUUGGGGACGACUACUUUGCGGUUGGAAGAUGGGAGGACAAGGAAGUAAUUAGCCGAGACGGACAGCUGAAGCUUCAAACCCAAGUUUUCUUCGCAUCCAUCGACCAAAUGAGCGAGAAGGCAGCGGGGGAGAGUGCAUGCACAGUUCUGGUUGCCGUCAUUGCAGACUGGUUCCAAUCCAACCACAACCAAAUGCCUAUUAAAUCUCAGCUUGAUGGGCUAAUCCGAGAAGGCUCGUUGGAAUGGAGAAACCUCUGCGAGAACGAGACCUACAGAGAGAGGUUUCCCGACAGACACUUUGACCUCGACACUGUCCUCGAGGCCAAGAUCCGCCCUCUUCGUGUCGUCCCCGAGAAAUCUUUUAUCGGGUUCUUCCAUCCCGAAGGGAUCGAAGAGGAGGAAGGAAAAUUUGAUUUCCUAGACGGUGCCAUGUCUUUCGACGCCAUUUGGCAAGAGAUCAAUAGUCACGCGAUCGACGAUGGAGAACAUCGCGUCUACGUUAUAAGCUGGAAUGACCACUUUUUCUUAUUGAAGGUCGAUAACAAUGCUUACUAUAUACUCGAUACUCUGGGCGAGAGACUUCACGAGGGGUGUAACCAGGCGUAUGUUCUUAAAUUCGACAAAGAUACUAAAAUAGUCAGUCUUCCUGCCAAAGAAACAGAGUCACAACAGAACGUUGAAACAGAGGAUUCUAAAUCUGGGGAGGAGUCAGAAAACAGUAAGCCAGUAGAGGAGGAGAGGAUAGUGUGCAGUGGGAAAGAAUCGUGUGGAGAAUACAUAAAGUGUUUCCUGGCUGCAAUUCCUAUAAGGGAAUUGCAGGUCGAUAUAAAGAAGGGUUUGAUGUCUUCAACCCCUCUUCAUCAUCGGCUACAAAUUGAGUUCCAUCUGACUGAGCAGGAUCUAACCUUGGUUCAAUCAUCUUCAACAGUUGAAGCAAUUGGCGAGCCUUUGGCGUUGUCGGGAGAGGAAGUGUCGGGAGAGGAAAUGUCGGGAGAGGAAGUGUCGCGCAAGGUUUAAUAAAGUGCCGUUAAUAGGUCUAACCCUUUUUUUUUCUUUCUCAGUAUCGAACUAUGAGUAGUCCAAAGGACAAUUUAGCUAUAAACAAUAAUGUUAUAAACAAUCUUUUGCAUAUUGUACUUUUUUUGGAUGAAUAAUAAAUUAAUUCCCAAAAUAAUAAUCCAUUGAUAUUGAUUACCUUCAAACAUUUACCCUCAACAUUAUGAAGAUCUUAUUCUCUUUUAGUACUCACAAAGAGAGAUCUUGGUCACAUUGAUGGUGAUAAUUGAGUACAUAGAGAGAAA